This is a messenger RNA of Coccidioides immitis RS, 3528 nucleotides long. Its product is annotated as chitin synthase G. The coding region runs from base 359 to 3070 and encodes 903 amino acids. The transcript is spliced from 7 exons. Lineage: Eukaryota; Fungi; Ascomycota; Eurotiomycetes; Onygenales; Onygenaceae. Gene Ontology annotation, cellular component: cell septum; cell periphery. The record is from RefSeq and is a predicted model, not a curated record. Gene Ontology annotation, molecular function: chitin synthase activity.
GUCACCUCUCUCUCUCUCUCUGUCUGCCUCUCUCGUUCAGCUACCUAGGCACCUCUUCACCUUCUCCCUCUUUUUUCCUGCUUUCUUUUUUUUUUUUCUUUUUUUUGUUGUUGUUGCUGUUGUUUGUUCCACUACCUCCCAUAUCAUCCACCCCUUUGUCUGCACGUCACUUCGUCUGCGGCUUGGACGUUCCUCCAUUCGCCCUUCGCCCUGUGACCUCGAACAACUACCUGGCUUCGCUGUCAGCAGGCCUUGUCCUUCCCACUACCAAUCCUGACCUCUCGCUCCCGCAACCUACCCUUGGCCGACACUGGUUCCCCAUACCUCACCCUCUGAUCGUUCCUUGCGAUCUUCGACGAUGGCCUACCAGGGCGGCGGCGGUAACUCGCCAGGAGGUUACGGCGACCAUCGCCUCCAGGAUAUGCCUCCAAAUGGAAGCCAAUACCACCUGCCGCAAGAUGAUGAUGCUUCGCGCUCUUUGCUGAAUCAAGGACCCUACGGUGGUCCCUUCGACGAUCCCCAUCAGCGGACCGCCUCCCCUGCCAGACCAGCUUCGAGAUACAGCUUGACCGAGUCUUACGCCACAGACCCACAGAACAUGAGCCAGUACAAUGACCCGAUGUACGGCCAGCAGACGGACAAUCCCGCCGCUGGCUUCGGCGUGCCUGGUCGGGUAGCCUCCCCGUACAGCCGGAGCGAAACCUCCUCCACAGACGCAUGGCGACGGAGGCAAGCUCCCCAAGGAAACCUCCGCCGCUACGCUACCAGAAAGGUCAAGCUCGUCCAGGGCUCUGUCUUGAGCGUGGACUACCCCGUGCCCAGUGCCAUUCAGAAUGCGGUCCAGGCAAAGUACCGCAACGACCUCGAAGGAGGAAGCGAGGAAUUUACGCACAUGAGAUAUACCGCUGCUACCUGCGAUCCUAACGACUUCACCCUGCACAAUGGCUACAACCUUCGUCCUGCUAUGUACAACCGCCACACCGAGCUCCUGAUCGCAAUUACGUACUACAAUGAAGACAAAAUGUUGACUUCUCGUACCCUGCACGGCGUUAUGCAAAACAUUCGCGACAUCGUGAAUAUCAAAAAAUCCGAAUUCUGGAAUAAAGGUGGUCCCGCCUGGCAAAAGAUCGUUGUCGCUUUGAUCUUCGACGGUAUCGACCCUUGCGACAAAGACGUGCUAGAUGUUCUUGCUACGAUCGGUGUUUAUCAAGAUGGCGUCAUGAAACGUGAUGUUGACGGGAAGGAGACCGUUGCCCAUAUUUUCGAAUACACCACACAAUUAUCCGUCACCGCAAACCAGCAGCUCAUCCGUCCCCAUGAUGAUGGCCCGUCGACUCUCCCACCCGUCCAGAUGAUGUUUUGCUUGAAGCAGAAGAAUAGCAAAAAGAUCAACUCUCACAGAUGGCUCUUUAAUGCGUUUGGUAGGAUUCUCAACCCCGAGAUUUGUAUUCUCUUGGACGCUGGUACGAAGCCUGGUUCGAAGUCCUUGCUCGCUCUUUGGGAAGCUUUUUACAACGACAAGGACUUGGGUGGAUCUUGCGGUGAGAUUCACGCCAUGUUGGGUAAGGGAUGGACAAAAUUGAUCAAUCCGCUCGUCGCUGCCCAAAACUUUGAAUACAAGAUCAGUAACAUCCUCGAUAAACCCUUGGAGAGUUCCUUUGGAUAUGUCAGUGUCUUACCCGGUGCUUUCUCUGCAUACCGAUUCAGAGCUAUCAUGGGUAGACCCCUUGAGCAAUAUUUCCACGGUGACCACACUCUUUCCAAGCAGCUUGGUCCCAAGGGUAUUGAGGGUAUGAACAUCUUCAAGAAAAACAUGUUCUUGGCUGAAGAUCGUAUUCUCUGCUUCGAGUUGGUGGCCAAGGCUGGAUCUAAAUGGCACUUGACCUACGUCAAAGCUUCCAAGGGUGAAACUGACGUGCCCGAGGGUGCUCCGGAAUUCAUCUCCCAGCGUCGACGUUGGCUGAACGGUUCCUUUGCCGCCAGUAUCUACGCCCUCAUGCACUUUGGUAGAAUGUAUAAGAGCGGACAUAACAUCCUCCGCAUGUUCUUCUUCCACAUUCAAAUGCUUUACAACACGUUUACGGUUUUUUUGACUUGGUUCGCUCUGGCUGCUUACUGGCUUACCACUUCUGUUAUCAUGGAUCUCGUUGGUAACCCUAAUCAAGAGGGUCAGAGAGCCUUCCCCUUCGGAAACAAAGUUACUCCCAUCCUCAACACGGUUCUCAAAUAUCUAUACCUUGGUUUCCUCCUACUGCAGUUCAUCCUCGCCCUAGGUAACAGGCCAAAAGGGUCUAAACACUCGUACAUCACGUCGUUUAUCCUCUUCGGUCUUGUUCAGCUGUACAUUGUCAUCCUCUCAAUGUACUUGGUCGUUCGGGCGUUCUCUGGAAGCGUAGAUUUCGAAACCGACAAAGGCGUGGACGGUUUCCUGAAGUCUUUCUUCGGCUCCGACAGUGCGGGUAUCAUUGUUAUCGCUCUUGCAGCAACUUUUGGUCUCUACUUCGUUGCCUCGUUUAUGUACAUGGACCCAUGGCACAUGUUCACAUCCUUCCCGGCCUAUCUGCUCAUCAUGUCCUCGUACAUUAACAUCCUCAUGGUGUACGCUUUCAGCAACUGGCAUGAUGUUUCUUGGGGUACCAAGGGUUCAGAUAAGGCAGAUGCAUUGCCGUCCGCACAAACGACGAAAGAAGAUGGUGGCAAAGCUGCCGUUAUCGAAGAAAUCGAUAAACCACAAGCUGACAUCGACAGUCAGUUCGAGGCAACUGUGAAACGAGCUCUUACUCCCUUCGUUGAACCAAAGGUCGAUGAAAAGAAAUCUUUGGAGGAUUCUUAUAAGAGCUUCCGUACUCGACUAGUAGCUUCAUGGAUUUUCUCAAAUGCUUUGCUCGCUGUGCUAAUUACAAGCGACAGCGUUAAUAAGCUUGGUUUUACAUCCCAAGCCACAGAUCGAACCGCCAAUUUCUUCCGAGCUCUUUUGUGGGCUACGGCCGCUUUGUCUUUGAUCCGUUUCAUCGGAGCCUGUUGGUUCUUGGGCAAAUCAGGCAUUAUGUGCUGUUUCGCCAGAAGAUAGUCAAGGUGGCUUCAUCUUUCGGACUCUCUUUUGUUUUACGACCUGUGUUCUUUCAGCCUGGAAAAUUGACGCCAGUAAUCUGCUUUCCCGCCCUGACAUGAUGAUAUUCCCUACACAAAAUAUGGUCCUGUUCAAUAUCCACCAAUAUUCUGCCAUGCCCCUUUUUCUUAUUUGUUUCACUGGUAACUAUUUGUGCCUGUAUUCUAUUUUAGAUGAUGGGUUAUCCUUUCUCUUUGUCUCUGCUAUUCCUGCUCAUUACUCUGGGAUUUCCCAAAGUCUAGGUAAUGUUGGUAGCUUCAUAUCUUUUUGCUUUCCCUUCCAGAUAACCCUGUUUCCACGCAUUAAUGUUUUGACUUUUGCUUACUAUACCUUGGGCUACUUGGUUCCCCUAUAUUACCCAAUGUCUGUGGCAUGUUCUAUGAGACCCCAUGGCAAUGUGAGUUCCAGACAGAGUGUUU